GGUGGCCGUUGUGUUUUUUAAAUGGCUUGGACUCGAGCUGUCAGCACAUAAACAAGCAGCAUGUCACUGUAAUGUCAGCUUAAGAGGGUCGAACAGCUUCACUUUACUAUUGUGUUUGUCGCGGAGCUGACCGGCGUAGGGCUCGCUGUCAAGUCUAGUGUGUGUGUGUGUGCGUGUGUUCGUGCGUACGUGUGUGUGUGUGUGUUUGGAUACCAGCCGUCAUCACAACAAUCGGAACUGCUUGAAAUUUAUUUCUACGAGGCUGGAAAAGAAAUGGCAUCAAUAGCAGCGGCGCUUGAGCCAGGUAUAAGCCCGGGCUCCAUACCGCUGGCUGACGCUCUGGUCCCCGCGAGUAUCUUCGCUCCGGACAGGGCAGGAUGCGGGGAAGACGCCGGGGACGACUGCUCCGAGGACGGGGACAUGAUGAAUGGCGAGCCCGAGGAGCGCGGGGUCGACUUCACCAACAAGCUGGCACUUGUUAGUCCUAACGGAGAGCAGUAUGACUCGUUACUCCGCCAGCUACGCGACAGGAUGGAGGAGGGAUGUGGAGAGACCAUCUACGUGGUUGGGAUGGGCUCAGAUGGUGGAGACUGGGGUCUGGAUGAGAAGGACAUGGAGGCCUCAGUAGCCACAGUGUGCUCCAUGUGUGAGCAACUGGAUGCUGACCUUAUUUCGCUCCGGGAACGCAAUGAGACUGCCGGUUUGGUGCGCGACUAUCUGAUACGCCGGCGUGUUGGUGAGCUGGACUUCCUGGAGGUCAGAGUUGCAGUGGUGGGAAACGUGGACGCUGGUAAGAGCACUCUGCUCGGAGUGUUGACGCACGGAGAGCUGGACAACGGCAGGGGCUUCGCACGCCAGAAGCUCUUCAGACACAAGCACGAGAUGGAGAGUGGCAGGACCAGCAGCGUGGGCAACGAUAUCCUGGGGUUUGACCAGGAGGGGCAGGUGGUGAACAAACCCGACAGCCAUGGAGGAAGUCUGGACUGGACCAAAAUCUGUGAGAAGUCCUCCAAGGUCAUCACCUUCAUAGACCUGGCUGGCCAUGAGAAAUACCUCAAGACCACCGUGUUCGGGAUGACCGGACACCUGCCUGACUUCUGCAUGCUCAUGGUGGGCAGUAAUGCAGGUAUCGUAGGGAUGACCAAAGAGCAUCUGGGCCUGGCCUUAGCUCUGAAUGUGCCUGUGUUUGUAGUGGUGACCAAGAUUGACAUGUGUCCAGCCAACAUCCUGCAAGAGACACUGAAGCUGCUCCAGAGGUUACUCAAGUCCCCCGGCUGUAGGAAGAUCCCUGUCCUGGUGCAGAACAAGGAUGACGUUAUAGUCACUGCUUCAAACUUCAGUUCUGAGAGGAUGUGUCCCAUCUUCCAGAUCUCCAAUGUGACCGGAGAGAACAUGGACCUGCUCAAGAUGUUCCUGAACCUGCUCUCCUCCAGGACAUCCUACCGCGACGACCAGCCCGCUGAGUUCCAGAUAGAUGACACCUACUCUGUGCCGGGAGUGGGAACAGUAGUUUCGGGAACUACUUUACGUGGACUCAUACGUCUGAAUGAUACAAUGCUGCUGGGGCCGGACCCCUUGGGCAGCUUCAUCCCCAUUGCCGUCAAAUCAAUCCACCGCAAGAGAAUGCCCGUGAAGGAGGUCCGAGGGGGUCAGACCGCUUCAUUCGCUCUCAAAAAGAUCAAGCGCUCCUCCAUAAGGAAAGGCAUGGUGAUGGUUUCCCCGAGGUUGUGCCCGCAGGCCACUUGGGAGUUCGAGGCUGAGAUUCUCGUACUGCAUCAUCCCACAACGAUAUCCCCCAGAUACCAGGCCAUGGUCCACUGUGGCAGCAUACGGCAGACGGCCACCAUCUUGUCCAUGAACAGAGACUGCCUACGAACAGGCGACAAGGCUUCAGUCCACUUCCGCUUCAUCAAAACCCCCGAGUACCUGCACUGCGACCAGAGGCUGGUGUUCAGGGAGGGACGCACCAAGGCCGUGGGCACCAUCACCAAGCUGUUGCAGUCCACCAACAACCUACCAUCAAAUUCCAAACCUCCGCAAAUCAAAAUGCAGUCCACAAAGAAGGCGCCGCUCCGAAAAGAGGACGGCACCGCGACAGCCGGCGAUGACGCAGCAACGAUAGCACAGUCAGCUGCAGGGCCCAACACGACACAGCUGGGAGAGGGAGAUGAGGACCCUCAGAUAAAAGAGGGCAACAAAGAGAACAAGCCAAAGUCUGGAGGAGGUGGAAGGAGACGGGGCGGCCAGAGGCACAAAGGAAAAGGCCAGAACAGCAGCGCCGUCUCCACAGCGGCUCCCUCCUCGUCAGGACUAGGAAGCUGCUGAACUGCCCUCCUGUCUCGCCCCGUUGUUAACCUUCCUCUCUGCUAUCACUCCACCAAGUGUCUUCAUUCCACAAACCAUGAAGGAUGCAGAUGUUUGGAGCUAGACACUCCUCACUCUUAUAACGCCUUGCCUUUUUUUACACCAGGUCAUACAUUUUCUUUUUAAAAAGGGAACACAAAGGGGUAAACCAAAAGGCAUACACCCUUAAUACAUAACGUUAGCUGCCUUUUACUGUUUUUAAUGGUUUGGGUGAAAGUAAGUGUGGUUUUUGAGGUUCUCCUCACUCAGGAUGAUUCAUUUAAACCGUAUUUUACCUGUUGAUGAAAACUACGAUUCAGUCCUCCGGCUUAGUGGUAGGAGGCUAAAACCCCAGAACAAGGGUCCAGUACCAAUACGAGCAGCUAUAAAUGACCCCCCCCCAUGCAUUCCCUGUGUAUUUGCAACGAAAAACAUUUCAUGUACUAUUUAUACUGCAUAUGUAAAUUAGCUGUUAGUUGUGCUCCAAUUGAAAAAAAGCCACCAUUGUAUAAAAAUGUAUGCAAAUCAUAAAUGAAUGUAGCAGAGGGCACUAAGUAAUUUCAAAUUCUUGAUAUAUGGAAGAUAUAAGCUGUUGCAUUUUAUAAUCGUCAGUUAUUUAUUUGGCAUACAUGCAGAAAACGUUCACUCUCGGAUGGUCUUAAAAUCUCUCAGCCUGCUCUCUUCGAUUCAGUAGCAUGCCACGCUUCCACCGUCACUCAGCCAUGUUCAAUCCUUAUACCAUUAGUUAGUGUUAGUACAGACAAAUACAGCACAUGAUCUUGUCACUCCCGACAGUUGCUCAUGAUUACAAGACAUGCAGCACUUCGCAGUGCUAAUUGUGACUCUAGUGCUCCAUGCGUUAUGGCCUGUUGCUGUUUACAUGUUGUGACACUUUAAAAACACACUUUGCCGCUAAAGAACUGACCAUUAAUAAACAAGCUUUACUGAACUUUUCAA
Molecule: messenger RNA, 3300 nt
Organism: Acanthopagrus latus (yellowfin seabream)
Lineage: Eukaryota; Metazoa; Chordata; Actinopteri; Spariformes; Sparidae
Gene: gtpbp1
Product: GTP binding protein 1
Exons: 14
Coding region: 274-2325 (683 amino acids)
Biological process (GO): translational elongation
Molecular function (GO): translation elongation factor activity; GTP binding; GTPase activity
Source: RefSeq, a predicted model, not a curated record